UCGCGUCUCUUUAUUCCCUCCUCUAGCAGUCUCUUUGCCGCAGUUUGCCAGAGGAGAGCGGCGGCGGCCCCGUGAUGUCAGUUAGUAUCAUGUUCGCGACAACAUCACCGCCACGAUGGGGGAUAUAAACAGGUCGAGAAAUGGUGUCCAGGGAAAAAUUUUUUCGGAUCAGAUUUCAUGAUUCAGAUGAUCUCUGCUGAUUGAUUCGAAACAAUCUCUUAAAAACGCAUCCUCGCAUUUAUUUUUUAAAAAAGUGAUUUCAUAUCGCAAAGAAAUUUUAAAAAAUAUCUACAAAAAAAAGCUUCUUUCAAGAACAACAAAAUCAAUACCUACCAGCCAAAAUGACCGACUACACCAACUACGGCGCUAGAUGCGGAACCGCCUGCGGAACCGUCUGCGACACCGAUAAUACCUAUACUGGAACCACCUACGACACCGGCACCACGGCGGCAGCCACGUACGAUACUACCGCCGCGGGAGCAGGAGCCACGACCUAUGACCCGACCACGGGUGCAUACGACCAGCAUAUCGACUACGACACCGACGGCAGCCGUCGCCAUCAUCGAGAAAGGAUGGAUGAUAGCGGACGAUACCUCCAUCGAGACGUCGAUACGCGACUCGACGGCUCCCAGCGCGUUCAUAAGGAAUACAGCAAUCCGAAUACGGGUACUGCCUACCACCGUGACUACGAGCGCUAGAUGAGAAACGGAGGGGGAGGAUCAUUCAGGAUCUAGAUGGGCGGAUUGGAAUGAUAGGCUUUUCGUGAUGGAUUUUCUGGU
Molecule: messenger RNA, 779 nt
Organism: Paecilomyces variotii
Lineage: Eukaryota; Fungi; Ascomycota; Eurotiomycetes; Eurotiales; Thermoascaceae
Exons: 1
Coding region: 342-698 (118 amino acids)
Source: RefSeq, a predicted model, not a curated record